Molecule: messenger RNA, 890 nt
Organism: Triticum aestivum (bread wheat)
Lineage: Eukaryota; Viridiplantae; Streptophyta; Magnoliopsida; Poales; Poaceae
Product: 60 kDa jasmonate-induced protein
Exons: 2
Coding region: 1-816 (271 amino acids)
Source: RefSeq, a predicted model, not a curated record
AUGGGGGAACAAGUGCUGAUAGCAAGACCUGAGAGGAGGUGCACGGACUGGUCCGACGACGAGGCCUACGGGGAGCGUCUGUUGGAGGUGUUGUCCGUGCAUGUUGACGGCGGACGGUAUCCCAGCGGCACAGUGACCGUCUACGACGGUAAGCGCGGCCAGAAGAUCUACAGCCGUAGGGAAGACCAGCCCAAACCAGCACCAUCAACUUCUUCUCCUCGCCACCAUCAGAAUGAGAUCCUGCUCACCGGCCCAUUUCGGGCCAUCGUGGCCAAUGGGUGCAUUGGGUUUGUGCUCAAUCUCCAUGAUGGAAGCCAGGACCAGAAGAAAGCAAACCAGAGCCAGAUACUCGUGGACUUGUAUGACCCGACGACAAAGUAUGACGAGCUCAUCUCAACUAAACUGGACACUGGCUACGGCCCGGCAGAGGUCAGAUAUGCAGUGCUCAGCAACGCCAUCGAAUGUGACGUUGAGGUGAAACUUGUCCUUGGAGAUGAUUCGGCUCCUGCAUAUGCCCACGGGACGAUCACGGCUUGCAGUGAGCUGCUGAAACAAGACAUCGUGCUCUUCGAUGGCGAGAUCAUGGAUGCGACCUCGCCGGAGCUGAUCCUUCCACUGGCUAGAUCAGUCCUAGCAGCGCCACUGAAGUGGUCCCUAAAGAUUGAGGUGGUUCUGAGAGGGUCCUCUGGUGAAGAGCUUGCGAGAGAUCAUGUCAUGUUCUAUCCUGUCCUUGACGACGAGCAUGUAUCGCAUGCUGUUGCCAACAGUGGUAUAUUUGAAGUAAAGAUGACAUGGUCAGAUGAUCAAGAUUACUAACUAAUGUUAUCAGGUAGUAGCACCUCUGUCUCUGUUUGUGCCUUCAAUUCCUUUGUUGGGAAUUACUGCAUUCU